Oldenlandia corymbosa var. corymbosa is the source of this 2302-nucleotide messenger RNA. NCBI's taxonomy places the organism in Eukaryota, Viridiplantae, Streptophyta, Magnoliopsida, Gentianales, Rubiaceae. The record is from the annotation of a GenBank genome assembly.
CUCAGUCAUUCUCUCCUGAUGACAACACACGUUUGAUGGCUCUCUUGUUGACAACCCCCAUACAUUCAUUAAACAGAGAUUUGAGUAAAGAAAUAAGAAGAAAAAAAAAAUGGAAAGCUCUCUCACCUUCCUUUCUCUCUUCCACGCAGACACACACAAACUUAGCACACUCAUUUAUACUUUGUAGUUCUGAUUCUAAAAUCCCUUGCGCCCCAAAUUUUAAUUAAAUCAAACGGCCACCACUCCAAGCUUUCAAACCGCCACCAUCAAUAAGUCACCUUGUCUUGCCUUAGUUUUCAAUCUAAGUUAGAAAAACAGGGGAAAACAUGAAAAGAAAGAAAGAGGAAGCUGAGAGAAAGGAGAGGAGAAAAAGAUGCUUGAGGGGUUGGUCGAUUAUUGCAUUCGGCCAAUUAUUGGGCAGCGACGGUUCGGCAGCGGCAACGGGUAGGAAAUCCUCGGGUGUGUUAGCAGCAACAGAGAUAAGCACAGCGAUGAUGAGGUUUUUACUACGCUCGAGGAAUCUAAGGGAGGAGAUAUUCAAGGCCCAAGCUAAGGAGAAGGAGAUGGAGCAUGAGAAAGCUGUCCGAGAGGAGAUCUUUCAAAAGGAGCAGCUAUUGCUCACUGCCAAGGAGAAAGAACUUGCCUCAUUGCAGGCAAGGUAUAAUGAGCUGGAUACAAAAAUGAAGGAAUUCAGGGACUUGCAUAUCUCAAAAGUAGAUCUCGACAAGUGUUUCGUCGCUUUCUUGUUUAGGGUAUUGCAAACCGGUGGCAUGGCUAACAUUGUGGCAAAGAUCAAUGAAACUGCGAAGAAUAUGGUGGCCACGGUGUUGCAGUUGCCAGCCUCGAGAGGUUGGAGAACAAAAAACCAAUUAAUGCCAAGUGGUUUAAGCAGUUCUUGAGGCCCAAUCCUCAUCGCACCAUGCAUGAACCCAUGGUGGAGGGUCUGACACUACUGCGCGUAGAGAAACUCCCUCUGCUGAACUCUUUGGGUGGUGCUCUUGGCAAGAUGGGCGCACCAGAGGAGAUCACCUCCUUUCCGGUUGAUAUUUAUGAGAUUCUAACCGGUUCUCCAGUUGUUGAGAUGUGGAUUCCUGAGGUAUCAGAUAGUGAAAUUGGCAUUGACCUUGUUUCUGAUGAUGGUCUCAUAGUAAGUGGACACUGGAAACUCUGGAGCCAAAGAUAAGGAUCCUCAGAUCGAGGAGAAUAUAAAAGAAGCUUCUAUUCCUGGUUCCCACCCAAGGGUUUGCUGAGGGUACAUCUGAGAAUCUUCCAGGCGGAACAUCUAAUCCUCAAGGUGCUGUAUGAACUUCUUCUUUGUAAUAAACUGUUUAUGAUAAUUUUGAGUACCGUAGGAAAUCGUUUAAAUGGCUGUUUGUAAAUAAUUUCUUUCGAAGUAGCUAAUAUGUUAUUCUUCCUUAUCAUCGUGUUUUGUUUUUUGACUAUCUCUAUUGAAUGUGCUAGGAAACGUACUUUGCCCAUUGAAUCUAUGUGAUGAUACUAGAUAAGAGUCAAUCCAAAGAAUUCCCCCUGUACUCGAUGCUUUCUGGCAUUUUAAGGAGGAGAGAGAAUAUACACAACAUUGAGAAAGUAAAAACGCUUGAGAAGGAUAUCCUCGAUGCCAUCCAGGCGUACAAUGUUAAAAUUCACAAUCAACUGAUGAACAAUAUUUGGGCAACGGAGGAAGAAAUGCAACGCCGCCUACACCAAUAUGCCCUUGAUUAUCAGAAUUUCUUGAUAUAGGAGCAGGAUAUCUAUGAAGAAAUAACUCAUCUAAAGGAAGAGAACGCUAAGCUGAGAGCUGGCGAGGGAAUUGUGAUAUCCCCAUGGUUUCUCGAGAAGAACCAUACAUUUGCCAGAGCUGAGCACCAAUUAAAAGUCAGGACCACUCGUUUUACAGCCGUGGUUGACUUGUUGAAGAAGAGAACUCAAGACAUAGAAUUCCUUGUAAAGCAAUCAACCAUCUAUCAGAAUUUACUGGUCGAUCACGGGAUUCCUUUCGCAGAGUUAGAGGGGCCUGCUGAGGAUGAAGACCCUAAAGCCAAGAGUGCUCGAGAGGAAUUGCUGCUGAACGCGAGCAAUCAAGACUUGGAAAUUAUUGACUUGAAGGAUAAACUGAAUCAAUACAUAAAUAAGUUGAAGAUUAUGGGUUUUUCAUUCGUUAUACAGCCUUCUCGGGAAAAUCCAAGGAAGUCCUUGUAAUUUAGAGGAGGGCAGGUGUAUUUUCUUGUAUUUAUCGAAUCUUGCACGAUGUGUGAGGAUAAAGAAAGUUCGGUGCCUGUUUGCACCAUUAGUUUAAUACUGG